Molecule: messenger RNA, 1911 nt
Organism: Coniosporium apollinis CBS 100218
Lineage: Eukaryota; Fungi; Ascomycota; Dothideomycetes
Exons: 2
Coding region: 1-1911 (636 amino acids)
Source: RefSeq, a predicted model, not a curated record
AUGGGCGCAUUCAAGGAGGAGAACCUGAUCGUCAUCGCGCCUGGCUCGGCCACCACUCUCGCUGUUGCGGGGCUAGCGGAAUCACUUGCGCCGGCCAAGCUGCGUGUCAAGUCGCGCAUGUUUCCAGCAGAAAACGGAGAGUGGGAACCCUUCAAAGUGCGCCGGAAGACGGCAGAAAACCAGCAGCCGGAGCAAGAGCCCGCGUACGAAGAGGAUGUCAUGUCUGAGGAGGGCGCUGUAUGGCCGAUGGUGGAGGGCAGGAUCGUGAACUGGCCCUGUUUCUUCGCGCUCAUCACACACGUCUACAACACACUCAAUCCGCCGUUUCAUACACCUAUAUUACUCGUUGCGCAGCCCGCAUGGACAAACAAAGAGACAGAGAAGAUCACGCAGUUCUUCUUCGAGAAGUUCAAAAUACCCGCUUUUGCCUUGGUGGACUCGGCCACGGCAGCCUGCUGGGCAUAUGGCACGAACACGGCUACGAUUGUGGACAUAGGCUGGCAGAAGGCCGACGUGACAGUAAUCUACGACUAUGCGGUACAAAGUGCUGGGAGGUCGAUAGCGAUAGCGAACUGCGGAGGAGAAGCGUUCACGGAGCGGCUGCUAGAACUGCUGAAGCCAAGGGGGUUCACGAGAGAAAUGUGCGAGCAGCUGAAGAGGAGCCCUAUCUGUGAGGUAUUACCACCUGGCACACCUUUGCCAGGAUCCUCAGCACCAGACCAGGAGCAAGUUACAAAUCCUGCGGCAGCUGCUUCAACAGGAGCAAGCGCAUCUGGCCCUGCCGCCGCAGCAGCAAUAGGGACAGGGCCGAGGGGACCCGGUCCGGACACCGAGGUCGGUGAGGAGCAGAAGGACGAAGAGGACAAUGAAGGUGUGCUGGACGUAGCAAGCAUUGUGGCUGGCGGCAAGAUGAACGAGUAUCUGGCGAAGAAAGAGAAAGAAAAAGCCGAAAGGUUGGCGGCCAAGAAGAAAGGAGGCGAUGCCGCGGCGACAGCAGCAAAGCCGGUCCGGCUGCCGAAUGCGAAGAGGGAUCGAGCGACGUUCAUGUACGAAGACCACGCGCUGCUUGAUUCACUGAAAAACAUGAAUCUCAGCGGCAAGAUGAUGGCAGAGGCCCAGGCCGCGCUGGACGAAGGACCCAACAAAAGACAGAAGACACCGGAGGCGGUGGCUGACGGCGAGAGCCUAGCAACGAAUGGCGAGCCGACGUCAGCAAUCGAGCCGAAUGGUGUCUCCAGCCACUCUGGGUCGCGCGCUGGGCCUAUCCGGAGAGAGAUAGAGGUAGGCGUUGAGCGAUUCCAGGCUGCGACGGGUGGUGUCCUGGAUAGGAUCGCCGAUGCAAUACACCGUACUAUCGCCGCCGAGAUGGUACAGCAAAGGAGCCAGCUUUGGGACUCGUUGAUAGUCGUCGGUAACGGCGCCAAGCUCAGAGGCUUCAAAGAGGCGCUCAUGUCAACUCUCCAGUCUAAGUACCUGAUCUCACCUUCCUCCGCCACGAUUUUCACUUCCGAGCUCCCGUCGCACAUGACGACACCCACCGGCACCGGCGCGAAUACACCUCAACCUCAACUCGGUCUCCACGGCGGCGGAUCCAGUAGUGUUAACCCACUCCUCCUCGCCGCUACUACCGCACAAACCCAACAUCUAGCGCCUCCUCACAUGCCCUCGUCACAGAUGCAACAUACACAGUCGUCGCAUCAACAAACCCCGCACAGCAUCAAGUUUGCGAAAGUGCCAGACUACUUCCCGGAAUGGAAGGAUUUCGGCUACGACGAGGCUGGUUUCUUAGGCGCGCAGGUUGCGGCAAAAGUGCUGUUCGUGGUUGAUACCAAUCAGAAUCAGAAGGGCUACAUGACCAGGAGCGACUACAACGAGCAAGGUCCAUCGGGUAUCCAUGAUUUCAGUCUAUGA